Molecule: messenger RNA, 1159 nt
Organism: Acipenser ruthenus (sterlet)
Lineage: Eukaryota; Metazoa; Chordata; Actinopteri; Acipenseriformes; Acipenseridae
Gene: arl16
Product: ADP-ribosylation factor-like 16
Exons: 5
Coding region: 215-733 (172 amino acids)
Molecular function (GO): GTP binding; GTPase activity
Source: RefSeq, a predicted model, not a curated record
GCCUAUCACGCUAGUAAAUGAGGGUGGGCGUUUGUGUAUCAAUGGAUUCUGGCAACGCAGCCUUUUUUAGCUGAAUCGGUAAAAAUGAAAAAUGGUCCUCGAAAAUUGCUACUUGUAAAUGUUAAUUGCCGUGAUAAAAUCAAAAUACUAUCAUUUCAUUUUUUUUUAUUUUAGAUAAUUUAUUUAUUAGUUUAAUUUUUGGAACGGUUGAGAAAUGUGUCUGUUGCUCGGAGCCACUGGUGUAGGAAAGACGCUACUGCUAAAAAGACUGCAAAGAAUCAAUCUAAAGGACAAUCACGCAGAGCUUGGGGAGCCACCAGCCACCUUACCUACAGUAGGUACCAAUCUGACAGAUAUCAUAGUCCACAAGAAGAGGAUAACUGUGCGAGAGCUGGGAGGCUGUAUGGGGCCAAUAUGGCCCAGUUACUAUGGAGACUGCUCUUCUGUUAUUUUCAUGGUAGAUGCUGCCAACACAACCCAGGUCUCCUCCUCAUGCAUUCAGCUUCUCUCUGUCCUCUCGGCAGAAGCAUUGGAAACCACCUCCGUCUUAAUACUCUUCAAUAAAGUUGACAUUCCGUGCCCCAUGUCCCUUGUGGAAAUGAAGUCCUUGUUCAGACUCGAUGACAUCAUCUCCUGCGCUAGGCAGCCAAUCACAGUGCUGGGAAUAAGUGCACGCAGUGGUCAGGGCCUUCAGGACGUCCUGAAGUGGCUGCACUCCAUACAGAAGGAAUAACCUGAACUACAAAUUGACUAUUAUAAUGCAUUGAAACGGCUGCUACUGCAUGUAGACCAGCAACAGCAAUUGAAGACAUGGAAAAGACUGCACUGACUGCCCUAGCUUCCAAAGAGCCCAGAUCAGAACAAUAAAGAACAGUGGUUUCCAUCCUUUACCAAGACGGGACCAAUACCUGCUUGGGAUCAAGUGCUAUAGCUCUGUGAUUGGUCUACCGGAAUUCUUCUUACCCGGGUGUUUAAAUGAUUCUGGUUGGGGUCUAUCCACCGGUUGUAUCCAAAUUAACCCAAAGUUAUGAGACAAACAAAAGCCCAAGUUUGCACACUCCUCCUCCCAUAAAUCCUUCAAUACUUGUAACUGUAAUUUAAAGGUGUCUUUCGGUUAAGUUUGUCCAUUUAUGAUAAAAGUAUUAUUUCUAAAAUGUAA